This is a messenger RNA of Coregonus clupeaformis (lake whitefish), 7637 nucleotides long. RefSeq names its product bromodomain adjacent to zinc finger domain, 1B (gene baz1b). The transcript is spliced from 21 exons. Gene Ontology annotation, cellular component: WICH complex. Bases 665 to 5596 code for a protein of 1643 amino acids. Gene Ontology annotation, molecular function: protein binding; histone H2AXY142 kinase activity. Lineage: Eukaryota; Metazoa; Chordata; Actinopteri; Salmoniformes; Salmonidae. The record is from RefSeq and is a predicted model, not a curated record. Gene Ontology annotation, biological process: chromatin remodeling.
GUUUGCUGCGGGGGGAACUGAGUUUUGGGGGUUGUGCAGAAUUUUGCCGGGCGGGAACUCCCGCCAUUUUUUCAACCCAGGUGUUAACCUCUUGCAUAUUUCAAUUAAGUUAUUACAACCCUUUUCUAUUAUUGUAACAACUUCAACUUUCAAGGACGGAAACUGCGAGUCAAACAAAUUCACUCCAUGAGAAGAGGCCUAGUCUUUGGAGAACGGAGUGUAGAGAGCGCGCCAGACCCCCUGACGGGAACCUCCGCUGUUGCCGCGAGUUCGAGAAUCCUGUCAGCUCGCCUCUCCAUCCUCCUUUCGGACUAGCUAGCAGAAGUUUAUCCGUGUAGCCUACCCGAAGAGUCCAUUCUCAGUGUACAUUUUUAAACAGCUGUUUUUGACAAGUUCCUGUUGAUAAACAAUGACACAACUACCAGCGAACAGAACAAGAAUGCGAUUUGACUGCUAGCAAGAAGUGCUGUGUUAUUGUUUUGCAGCGAAGAUUUAGCCGACUAGCUAGCUUGCUAGGUUAGCUAGCUAGAUGCUACACGUUGAAUGCUCCUGGAAUAUUUGUGGAUACUUGACUACAUGCUAAGGCCAUAUUGUCAUAUUUUGCGUAGUUUUGUGCUAGGAGUUUUAUUUUUAAAGACGUCAUCGCUGCCGUUUCGUACUCAGGAUGGCACCACUGCUGGGCCGGAAACCCUACCCGCUGAUUAAGCCGCUAGCCGAGCUGCCAGGCCCAGAGGAGGAGGUCUACAUCAUCGAACACACCAAGGAGGCCUUCAGGAACAAAGAAGAGUAUGAGGCGCGCCUGCAGAGAUAUGCCGAACGCAUCUGGACAUGCAAGAGUACCGGCAGCAACCAGCUCACACACAAGGAGGCCUGGGAGGAGGAGCAAGAAGUCACUGAACUGCUUCAGGAGGAGUACCCACUAUGGUUCGAGAAGCCCGUCCUGGAGAUGGUUCAUCACAACACGGUCUCCCUGGACAAGCUGGUGGACCAGGCCUGGGUGGAGAUCCUCACCAAAUACGCCGUAGACGAAGAGUGUGACUUUCUGGUGGGGAAGGAAAAGAGUUUGCGGGUUAAGGUCGUGAAGAUACACCCCCUUGAGGGGAAUGCUGAGGGCGAAACGUCGGAGAAGAAGCUAGAGGGAGCCUGCGACUCUCCUUCCAGCGACAAGGAGAAUGCCAGCCAGGAGAACCAGAAGAAGGAACAACAGCUGCCCAGAGAGGAGGAGAGCCCCAGGGAAAGCAGGAGAGAGAGCCUCAGUGACCGAGCACGGCGCUCCCCCAGGAAAACUCCCACCGCUAUGAAGGAGGAGAAGAAGAGAUGGGUGAUGCCAAAGUUCCUGCCACACAAGUACGACGUGAAGCUGAUCAGUGAGGACAAGGUCAUCAGUGAUGUCCCAGUGGACAGCCUCUUCCGGACUGAGCGCCCUCCGACCAAGGAGAUCAUGCGCUACUUCAUCCGCCACUAUGCACUCCGGCUUGGGAUAGGAGAGACGGCCCCCUGGGUGGUGGAGGAUGAACUGGUGAAGAAGUUCAACCUGCCCAGCAAAUUCAGCGACUUCCUCCUGGAUCCACACAAGUUUUUUGCAGAGAAUCCCGUCUCAACCAAGCGCAAGAGCCUGAGCUCAACGGAGGGCAAACCCAGUAAGAAGCUGAAGACCUCGAACACCCCAGGAGGAGUGAAUUCGGGGAACGAGAAGAAGAAAAAGAAGGAUUCUCUCGGCAUGCCCCUGAGCCCUACAAUCUGGGGCCACAUGCAGAUGAAAAUGAAUGGCUCGCCUCUGAAGGUAAAGAAUUCCGGAACCCCCAAGAAAAGAGAGGGAGGGGCCUCUGUCCUCUCCUCUCCAAAAUCCAGCAAAAAACCUGGGGACAAGAAAUCUGCUGCUGGCAAAAAGACCCCCGGCAAGAGCAGUCAGAAGGCUUCCUCCAAAAAGGAUGAAAAGUGUGGGGGCGCUAAGAAGCCCAAGAUGAAGCAGAUGACCCUGUUGGACUUGGCCAAGAGCCCUCCCUCCGCCGGAAGCCCCAAGAAGAGAGCCCGGAGCACUGGCCCAGGGACCCCCAAACUGGGCAAGGCCCUGCACCCCAUGGCCCUGCACCUGCUGCGCUACUACAAGGAGAACAAGGGCAAGGAGGACAAGAGGAACGCCAUGUCCUGUCUCAUAUCCAAGGCGGCCAAGGCCCUCUCGCCUGAGGACCGGGGCCGGCUGCCCGAGGAGCUCCGUGACCUGGUCCUGAAGCGCUGGGAGCUGCUGGAGCACAAGAAGAAAUGGGCGGCCAUGAGCGAGGAGGAGAAGCAGGACGUGAUGAGGAAGAAACGUAAGGAGAUCAAGGAGAAGCUCCGGGAGAAGACCAAGGAGCGGCGGGAGAAGGAGCUGCAGGUGCGCCGAGAGCAGCAGCGCCGCUAUGAGGACCUGGAGAUCGAGGGCGGCAAGGCACUACCUGUCUUCAAGCUGGUCGACAUGCCAGAGGGGCUGCCCAACUCCCUGUUCGGAGACGUGGCCAUGGUGGCAGACUUCCUCAACUGCUACGCGGGCCUGCUGAUGCCCGAUGACCAGUACCCGGUGACGGCAGUGGCCCUGAUGGAGGCUCUGGCCGGGGAGAAGGCAGGUUUCCUCUACCUGAACCGUGUGCUGGUGGUGCUGCUGCAGACCCUGCUGCAGGAUGAGUUGGCCGAGGGCUACAGCGAGCUGGACAUGCCCCUGUCGGAGAUCCCCCUCACGCUCCACUCUGUCUCUGAGCUGGUGCGCCUGUGUCUGCGGCCGUGCGACGCCCACGGCGAUGACUCGGGCCAGGGCUCUGGGGGGGAUGACUGGGGCCCCCUAGGGGGCUUCGACCAGGUGGUAAGCAGCGAGUUCCUCGAGCGGCUGGAGGCGGUGGAGGUGUUUGAGCUGACGUCGACAGAGAAGGCCAGCCUGCUGGUGGCACUGUGCCACCGCAUCCUCAUGACCUACUCGGUGGAGGACCAUGUGGACUCCAUGCAGCAGCGCUCGGCCGAGCUGUGGAAGGAGAGGCUGGCCUCGCUCAAGGAGGUCAACGACCGCAAGCGGGCUGAGAAGCAGCGGCGCAAGGAACAAGCCGAGGUCAAAGGCGAGGAGGCUGCCAAUGGCGAUACGCCGUCAGCCACCGCCAAGAUGGAGAAGAAGAAAGAGGGUAGUGCCAAGAAAGAGGUGAAGAAGGUGAAAGCAGAGCCGGUGGCCGCAGAGCCUGAAGACAUGAUCAGUACAGUGAAGAGUAGGAGGCUGAUGUCCAUCCAGGCCAAGAAGGAAAAGGAGGAGCAGGACAGACAGAACAAGGAGCGCAUGGAGAAGGAGGCGGAGGAGGAGCGUGUCCGCAAGCAGAAGGCUGCAGCAGAGAGGGCCUUCCAGGACGGCAUCGCCAAAGCCAAACUGGUGCUGAGGAGAAUCCCACUGGGAACUGAUCGAAACCAUAACAGGUACUGGCUGUUCUCUGAUGUGGUGCCUGGCCUGUACAUAGAGAAGGGCUGGGUGCACGACAGCAUUGACUACAGCUACACCCUCCCCCUGGAGGAGGCUGCAGCCGAGCCUGAGGACGAGGAGGCCACCAAAGAGGAGACUAAUGAUGUUGAGGAGGACGGUGGCAGUCUAGAUGGUGCUCUGAGCGAGGGAGCCCACCAGGGGGCGCCAGCCGCUGUCUGCAUCGAGACCACCACUCCCAACCAGGGACAGAACCUCUGGUUUGUGUGUGAUGCUCCACGGGACCUCGAUGACCUGGUGGAGAGCCUCCAUGCACAGGGUGUGAGAGAAAGCGAGCUGAAGACCAAGCUGCAAGUCAGGUACCAGGACAUCCUCCACUCUAUCAACCUGGCCCGCAAGGGGAACCCGGGGCUGAGGAGCUGCGAUGGCCACCAGGAGCUGCUCAAGUACCUGCGCAGCGACGUCAUCGAGGUGGCCUCGCGCCUCCAGAAGGGCGGCCUGGGCUACAUGGACGACAGCAUGGAUGAGUUUGAGAAGAAGGUGCGUGACCUGGAGAACCUGAAGGACUUUGGGGAGUGUGUCAUCACCCUCCAGGCUUGCGUCAUCAAGAAGUUCCUGCAGGGCUUCAUGGCCCCCAAGCAGAAGAAGAAGAAGAAGCAGGAAGGGGAGGAGAGCAGGAAGACAGAGGAGGUGGAUGAGGAGAAGAAGCUGGCGGAGGAGGCCAGGGUGGCGACAGCAGUCGAGAAAUGGAAGACGGCGAUCCGCGAGGCCCAGACCUUUUCCCGGAUGCACGUGCUGCUGGGCAUGCUGGACGCCUGCAUCAAGUGGGACAUGUCGGCAGAGAACGCACGCUGCAAGGUCUGCCGCAAGAAAGGGACAGGGCUGAUGCCACCUGUCCUCGUGCUGCGGGACAUGGUUAGUCCCAGGCAGGGCAGGGGGACGAGCCCAGAGCAGGGACAGGGUAGUGUCAGACAGGUGCAGGUGUACCACACACUGCCACACAGCCACACUACAGGUGAGGAUGACAAGCUCAUCCUGUGUGACGAGUGCAACAAGGCCUUCCACCUGUUCUGUCUGCGCCCCGCCCUCUACCGCAUCCCUCAAGGGGAGUGGCUGUGCCCCGCCUGCCAGCCCGCCGUGCAAAGACGCUGCUCCCGCGAAAGAAACUACAACGAGGACACUGAGGAAGAGGAGGAUUCUGAGGAUGAAGCGGAGUCUGAAUCUGAGGACUCUGAUGAAGAGGACGAGGAGGAUAAGGAUUACAAGGCCAUGGGCCACAGCUUGAGAUCAAGGAAGAAGACCAAGCACUCUAAAGCAUCGAAGGCGUCUAGUAAGGGUGGCUCUAAGAAGCACUCUCCCCCCAGUAAACCCAGUAAACCGAGGGCCGCCCCUAGCAGCCCUGCAGAAAUCGACGAGAUGGUGCGUCAGAGCUCAAAGACAGGUGUGCGUCGGCAGGCCCUGGAGCUGGAGAGGAGUGAGGAGAUCCUGCAGAAACUGGUCAAAUUCCGCUACAGCUGGCCGUUCAGAGAGCCGGUGUCAGUAGAGGAGGCGGAGGACUACUUUGACAUCAUCUCCAGCCCCAUGGACUUCCAGACCAUGCAGGCCAAGUUCAGCGAGGGCCAGUACCGGCACGCCCAGGACUUCCUGGAGGACGUCAAGCUGGUGUUCUCCAACGCAGAGGAGUACAACCAGCCGGGCAGCUCGGUGCUCUCCUGCAUGGCCAAGACGGAGCAGUGCUUCACCGAGCUGCUCCACAAGCUGCUGCCCGGCCUCAGCUACCUGCGCCGCCGCCAGCGGAAGAGAGUCAGUCGGACCCCUCAGGUCUCGGAGGAUGAAGAGGAGGAGGAGGAAGAAGAGGAGGAGACGCCGAAGGGUCGGAAGAUGCAGAAUGCGAAAGGCAAGGUGGGUCGGCCCAGGAAAGCAGUGGUGGAGCAGAGGAGGAAAGGAAGGAGAAGGGAAGAGGAGGAGAGCGAGGAAGAAGGCGGAGCAAAGAGGAAGAGCAAGCGGGCGGUGGCCACGUCCAGCCGGAGGGACUACCGGGAGCAGGAGAGCGAUGGCGAGGAGUGCGACAACCGGAGAACUGGGCAGCGGGGGGGCGAUGGCGGGGAUAGUGACGAGGAGAACCGGGCCAGCCACCGACAUUCCAAGCGGCAAAAACGCUCAUAAUGAAGUCCAGGGUGCUUUUUCUGUUUUGUCUUUUCAAAUUUCUGCCCCUAAAUGAAAACAGAACCCAUCUCCCAAUUCUGAGGAAAUGGUACUCAACUUCUCAGAUGGAGUUUUUUGUGAUUUUGGUUUUAUGUUAAUAUUUUUUAGUAAAAAAAGAAACUGAUUUAUAUUUGUAAUGCGAUUUAAUAUUAUACUUUUUUCAAACCAAGACAUUUACAUUUAAGACGAGAGGAUUUGUCAGAGCUCUUAGACUUUUUAAUGUGAAUUUAUCCCCUUCCACACCUAACAUUCUGGUCAUCCUCCCAAGUUUAAACUUGUAAUUUAGCUUCUGUGCGGCUUGGGCUGUGAGAGAUGGGCUGGUAACCGUUGUCCAGGAUAUAACUAAUUUAUGUCGAUGUACAGUGUCAUCAUUCUCUGGUUUUGCUUUUUGACGUGACUGAACAACUGGCCUUUGGGCAACCCAGCCAUGUGAGGGCACCAAAGCACUUGGCAUAUACGUCUGAAUUCUUCCUUCAGGCUACACACAAGCACACUGCCUAGCCAUCACUCUGCCUAAGCAUUGAACCAGAUAAUCCAGGUUUUUACAUAUGCAAUUCAGUUUCCAGUGUUAUUGACAAUGGAAAGACCUAUUGUAAAAACAACAGUACAUCUUAGCCUCCUCCUUCUCCACAGAGGACUCUGUUGUGGUUGCAGCAACACGUUUAUCUGCAGUGUCUCAUUCCUGGUCCACCACGUUGCCCAACCUUUCACCUCCUUAAUGUCCUCCGGUUAAGUAGAUGAUUCCCCUUAAACUCAGCCCUGUAGUUCUCUCCCUGUAAAACUAGGCCUAUGUUUUCAUGUCUACUGUCUCAUUGACAUUAUAGGCAUUUAUUAUUUUAAACCACAUACAAGCAUAGCCAUGUUCUAAAUGCAUGGAAACGUGUUUGACUUAAAUGGGAUUUUCAUGUUUAGUGAUUGUUUUGUUGCACAUUUGGCUGAAUUUGAUUCAAAGGCAGUGUAUGAAAUACUUGUGAGCUGUAGCCACUUCCUUCACAAAGAUUUGUCAGCGGUCACCUUUAUUUAUGUCAUCCAUACAAGGUCUGGUUGGGUUCUAGUCCGAGGUAGGUGGUCUGUGUGUGGAGGAGGGUUCAUGGACCAUGGGAAGUGUUGUUAGGUUCAAAUCCAUUAGCACCAGGUGGCGCAAUACUCCUGCACGUUUAACCAGCAAAGUGCAAGCCGUGGUCCCAUGAGAACCUCUUGUGGUGUUCAUAUCGCCUUAAACAACCUCAUGCACAUUCUACUGUAGGAUAGGUGUUAAAACACCCCUUCCCUCUCGCUAGAGUGUGUACCAUACUGUGUAUCAUAAUCACACCUUGGAGAGCGCUAAGGGCCUUGUAGUAAUUCUCAGAUGUGGUGUUGGGGUAGCUAUGUACAGACUGCAGGUUAGGUAGUGAUAUACAAUGCAGAUGUCUUGAUUAUGGCCUGUUCUGUAUGUACAGUUCUAUGCGGUAUGUUGGAGGUUUUCCAACACUGUCAUUGAAUCAUCAAUCCUACGAUCUGAUUUCAUUUGGUUCUUAUAAUUUGGGCAGUUUUAAAAAGCGCUUUGAGGUUUUUGUUUGUACUACUCAACUCCUGUAUCUGAGAUGAUUGAGAUUUCAUUGUUGGCUGUUCAAUUACAUUGAAUAUAUAGAUGGAAGAGCAAAUCUAAACAAUUGCAAAAGUGACUGCCCUCCUCAGUAGAAUACCUGUCUGUUGUAAAUGCUUUCUUUCUUUCCAGAGGAACUAAAGUAUUUUACACAGCUUUUUUUUUUUUAUAUUAGUAGUCUCAACUGGGGUCGGGAUUGGUUGGACAGGUGUGGGGCUCACAUGUAAAGAUUUUCCAAUAAAGGAUAUGGAUUUGAAGUUUAGAUCUUCUAUUUUUUUCUUUGUUUUGAGGUAAAUAGUAUUCCCCCAGCCAUCACUGCCAAUGGUAAACCUUCUGAUCAAUAAUUGCUAGUGGGGAGGAGUUAGCCAGGCUGACGUAUGUUUUCUUUACUUUUUAAUAAAACAUCAUACAAUGGUA